AUGUCCAGGCGUGUUGUUGGUAAGAGUGAUCAGCACAAUAUACGGUUCCGGGGGGAGAAGUCCAGUGACAGAGCACCAUGGCUUCUGACAAAGGGUCCCUCUAAAGGCUGCCUGAUAGCAUGGGGGCGCUUUUUGUGUUUCAGGAGAAGAAUUGAACCCCGGGAGUUCGAAGUCUUCUUUGACCCCAGAGAACUCCGCAAAGAGGCCUGUCUGCUCUACGAAAUUAAGUGGGGCACAAGCCGUAGGGUCUGGCGAAGCUCGGGCAGAAACACCGCCCACCACGUUGAGCUCAAUUUUAUAGAAAAAUUUACUUCAGAGAGGCAUUUUUGCCCCUCCGUCAGCUGUUCCAUCACCUGGUUCCUGUCCUGGAGUCCCUGCUGGGAAUGCUCCAAGGCUAUCAGAGGCUUUCUGAGCCAACACCCUAGCGUGACUCUGGUUAUUUAUGUAUCUCGGCUCUUCUGGCACCUGGAUCAACAAAACCGGCAAGGACUCAGGGACCUCGUCGACAGCGGUGUCACCGUCCAGGUUAUGAGGGUCCCAGAGUAUGAUCACUGCUGGAGGAAUUUUGUCAACUACCCACCUGGGGAAGAAGAUCACUGGCCCAGAUACCCUGUUGUAUGGAUGAAGCUGUAUGCGCUGGAACUGCACUGCAUAAUUCUAAGUCUCCCUCCUUGCUUAAAGAUUUUAAGAAGAUGUCAGAAUCAGCUUACAUUGUUCAGACUUACUCUUCAAAAUUGCCAUUACCAAAUGAUUCCCCCCCACGUCCUUUUAGCUACAGGAUUGAUACAACUUCCUGUGACUUGGAGAUGAAUGGAAUGAUUCCUUGUGGGGCACCUGGGUGGUUCAGCUGAUUGGGCGUCCAACUUCAGCUCAGGUCAUGAUCUCACGGUCCGU
Messenger RNA from Herpailurus yagouaroundi (jaguarundi), 894 nucleotides. RefSeq names its product apolipoprotein B mRNA editing enzyme catalytic subunit 1 (gene APOBEC1). The transcript is spliced from 4 exons. Lineage: Eukaryota; Metazoa; Chordata; Mammalia; Carnivora; Felidae. Gene Ontology annotation, biological process: cytidine to uridine editing. The coding region runs from base 1 to 810 and encodes 269 amino acids. The record is from RefSeq and is a predicted model, not a curated record. Gene Ontology annotation, cellular component: cytoplasm; nucleus. Gene Ontology annotation, molecular function: zinc ion binding; cytidine deaminase activity; RNA binding.